UAAAAUGUUUCACAUUAUUCUCGUUUGCUGCUAUCUUCUGGAUGCUCGUGCCAAGUGGCUGUAAUUUAACGCUCAAGCUCUCAUAAUCUUCUACGGUAUAGUCUAUCUCUUCCUCAGGAACCAUAAAUGGUACUUGAAUUAGCAGAGAUGAAAAUAUUACGUUCAUACCUUUUUGUGAAAAAACGGUUGCAGUUUACAUAAAACGGUUACAUAGAGCAUCGAGACAGUCACCAGUUGCCUUUAGGAAGCAGAAAAGAGAAUACUUUCCUAGUUUGUUCAGACCAUGAGACUACAGAAAUAUCUGCUGUAUUUACUGCUAAUUCAGCUGAUCUUCCCAUUUACUGUGUGUUAUCCAGUUUCACUGAUGAAAUUUACCACCAAAGAAUUAAAUUUAAAACCACCGUGGACAAGGGCAACUGAAGCCAUGUCAAGUGCUAGCAGAAGCAAGGGUUGUGGUUUGAGACCUCUGAUGAAGAAUCCAUCAGAAGUAUCUUUACCUAUAGUUAAAGGAAGGACUGCAGUGGUUGGGGAAUGGCCAUGGCAAGUUAGCCUGCAGCAUUACAGAACUAAAUCUGAAGCCUUAAUGCCUUUCUGUGGAGGAGCCCUGAUAAAUGAGCAUUGGGUGCUAAGUGCAGCUCACUGCUUUGAGAGCAGUUUUCUCAGAUAUCCUGAUAUGGUACAUGUUGUAGCUGGAACAAAUCGUUUUUCAGAGACUCCAGAGCACACUGAGAUCCCAAAAGCAAGUCUGAUAAUCCUGCAUGAUGGUUUUGGUGUUAAAGGUGAAGGUUUUAUACAUGAUAUUGCAUUAGUUAAACUGGAAAGACCUAUUGAGUUCAGUGACUCUAUUCAGCCCAUCUGCAUUCCAACAUCUGAUACAUUAGAGACAUUUUCAAAAUGCUUCAUCAGUGGUUGGGGUGUGCUUGAUGAAUUUGGUGAAUAUUCAGAUGAAUUACUAACAUCCGAAAUUAAAGUAACAACCACUGACAUCUGUAAUGAGACGGGAAUGUAUGCAGGAAUACUAACUGAAGAUGUAAUUUGUGCUGGUGAACAGUUUGUAAAAGAUGAAAUGUAUAAGGGUGACAUUGGCAGCCCAUUUUCAUGCUUCAAUCAUGAGGACAGCAGGUUUUAUUUGCUAGGCAUCAGCAGCUGGGGGGCUGAUCAUGGAGCAAUGCACUUACCUCAGAUCUACACCAAGACUUCAUCUUACGCAUGUUGGAUUGGAACUUCGACAAUUAAAGCAGAAAAAUCUAGUGUCGAUAACAGUGUCACACAGAAUGUACCCAGCUGGACUUCUUUUGCAUCAUCAUUAAUUGUAAUCUUUCACUUAAGCUAAUAACAGAUGUGGGAGAGGAAUUUUAAAGGUGGUAAAAAAACAACAAAAACAAUCAGAACAGAAGUACUUCAUGAGGUCAUAUAUUACGAAUUAGUAAAAUACCACUAAAAGGGCAAAUAUUAACACCAAACGUAGUGCUGAGAAAUUAGAAUUAACUAUCAGAGAUUAUUCAGAAGAGGAUUUACACCCCUACUUAAGAGAAACCACAUUUAAAGAAUAACACAAAGUCCAGUUACUCAGCAAUUAUAAUAUUACAUGCAGUGAGUGACACUAUAAAUAAUGAGCUGCAAAAGUUAACUAAAGGCAUUAUGAACAAACAUGCUGAGGCAUCACCUAAAUUAAGUUGGAAGAAGUAUAAAAUAAAUCUUAAUCCAAAACAAUUUUUUUUUUCAUUUCAUUUUACAACAUAAUUCAUUCAUUACUGAAGUUUCCCACUAGCAAACUCUUAAUUUGCUACAUGUAAAAUUUGGAAGAUUGCACAACCUGGUCACCAAUGGUUUGCAAUAUAUUAUAUCUGAAAUGUCAAAAAUUUUGAAUAAAUAGCAUCCACUCUGUUUUAUUCAUGCAGAAUUUUAUAUGUAAAGCUGACUAUAUUAAUUUUCAUAAUACAUUUUAUUAAAAUACUCAAAAUGCUUUCUUUAUUGUUUCAGGGUGCUUAAACACACUAGUAUCUUAAAUAUUUGUGUAGUUAACAUCUAAUACUUUUAAGAUACCUCUCAGUUGUGCAAAGAUAUUCUUGUGAUCAUUAAAUUUAUUCAGACUUUUCAUUAAAACAAUCUUUAUACCACUAAACUGUUUAAAAAAUCUGCUGCAUAUGCUGUAAAUCACAUUGUUUUCACUUACUAAUUUUAAUGCAAGCCUGCUGCUUUUAUUUGUUAGUAUUUCACACAUAUUAGCUGUUUUAUUUAGGAUGGUUUCAGUUCUCGGGGAUUCAUUAGGUUGAUGUUAAUCGUUUUUUACACAUCUUAGUUUUGAACAAAUUAUUUUUUAUUUCUAAUAGUUUUGUUGCUAUUUUAUUUUUUGUUCUUCUGUGUGUGCCAACAAUUGAACCUGUGAUGUUUAUUCUUUAAAUGUGUUUGGUGAAUUUUACAGCUAUAAACUACUGAACAUGUAAUAAAAAUACUAAAAAAAUUA
Messenger RNA from Protopterus annectens (West African lungfish), 2467 nucleotides. Its product is annotated as transmembrane protease serine 12-like. The transcript is spliced from 6 exons. NCBI's taxonomy places the organism in Eukaryota, Metazoa, Chordata, Ceratodontiformes, Protopteridae. The record is from RefSeq and is a predicted model, not a curated record. Gene Ontology annotation, molecular function: serine-type endopeptidase activity. The coding region runs from base 284 to 1333 and encodes 349 amino acids. Gene Ontology annotation, biological process: proteolysis.